UAGAAUCCACAAUUCCAUAGGCUUCUCUCCCCAAAAUCUCUCCUUUAACCUAAACACAAAUGUCCAUUUCCUACAUAAAACCUUCUUCUCUUCUUCUGAAUAGUCUCCAGACCCCACAUUACUCUCUACACUCUCCUUCUUCCUCUUUUCUCUCUGUUUCUAUUAAAACCCCAAAAUGAAAAAAAAUUGCUACUAAUAUUUACUGCAAAAAACUCUAGAAAUCAUUUCCUCUUUAAAAAAAAUUCAAUCUUGUAAAGAUGGGAUUUUGAUUGAAGGGUUUUAAUAGCAAGGCUGUGUUUUUUUUCUGCUUUGUUUUCAAUUAAUGGCUGAAAACAGCAAUAAUGACUGUGUAGCCUCAAACCUACUUUUUUGUACAGAAACUAAGAGUAGUCUUUACUUUGAUGAUCUUGAUUUUGACCAAAAAAGAGUUCAAGAAAACAACAAAGUUUUGAGCUUUAAUAACAAUGGCAAAUCAGAGACAUUGUUGAUUGAUUUAUUGCCAAGUUUAAGUGAUGAAAGCUUUGGUUUUAUGUUGAAAAGGGAAAAAGAUUUUUGUCCUAAAGAUGAUUAUCUUAAGAGAUUGAGAAUUGGUGACUUGGAUUUGAAUGUUAGAAGAGAAGCUCUUAAUUGGAUUUGGAAGGCUCAUGUGCAUUAUGGAUUUGGAGAGCUGAGUUUUUGUUUGUCAAUAAAUUACCUUGAUAGGUUUCUGUCAUUGUAUGAAUUGCCAAGAGGUAAAACUUGGACAAUUCAAUUGUUAGCUGUUGCUUGUUUAUCCCUUGCAGUUAAAAUGGAAGAGAUCAAUGUUCCCUUAACUGUUGAUUUACAGGUUGAGGAGCCUAAGUUUUUAUUUGAAGGUAAAACAAUACAAAGAAUGGAACUUUUGGUAUUGAGCACAUUGAAAUGGAGAAUGCAGGCUUAUACACCUUGCAAAUUCAUUGAUUAUUUUAUGAGAAAGAUGAAUCUUGAUGAAAUCCAAUCAAAGCAAUUGAUUUCUAGAUCAAUGCAACUAAUAUUAAACACAAUAAAAGGUAUUGACUUCUUGGAAUUCAGGCCUUCUGAAAUUGCUGCAGCAGUGGCAAUGUCUGUUUCUUUAGGGGAAAGGCCACAAGCAAAAGACAUUGAUAAGGCAAUGCCUUGCUUCUCCAAACAAGUAGAAAAGGACAGAGUGAUGAAGUGUCUUGAGUUGAUUCAAGAUUUGACAUUGGUUAGUGGGACUAGUGUUACCACUACUGCAGUAGGUACAUCAGUACCUCAAAGCCCAAAUGGGGUGUUAGAAGCUGCAUGUUUGAGCUAUAAAAGUGGUGAAGGAACAGUUGGCUCAUGUCCAAAUUCAUCACACAGUAAUAGUCCAGAUGCUAAAAGGAGGAAACUUGACACUACAUCAUCCAUUUCUUGAGUGGACUAGAGAAAAAACAAGUCAUGAAAUCUUAAUUUUUUUAGUCUUUCUUUUAGUUUUUAGAGCUUCACUCACCCCCAAAGUUCAAUGAAUUUUGGCUAAAUGGAAGAUUUAUUAUGGCUUUUAAAAGUCACUUACAGACAAAAACAUUGAGAAAAAGAGAGGAAAGGGUGGAAAAAUAGGAGGGAGAAAGGGGAGGUCCCAUGCUUUUAGCAUGAAAAGAAUUGUCACCAGCUGUUAAUAAUAAUCCUGAGUUGUCAACAACCAUAGUAAUAGGAGGUUGAGGAGAAGGGUGGAGUUUUAUUUUAUUUUAUGUGACGACGAGGUCAAGGGUUCGAGCGGCGGAAAUAGCUUCCGGUAGAAUUGCAAGGUAAAGCUGCGUACAAUAAACCCUUGUGGUCUGGUUAUUUCAAAUCAUGCGCAUAGCGGGAGCUUAGUGAAUCGGGCUGUCUUUUAUUUUAUUUUAUUUUACCAUUUUUGGGUUAUUAUUUUA
Molecule: messenger RNA, 1889 nt
Organism: Nicotiana attenuata
Lineage: Eukaryota; Viridiplantae; Streptophyta; Magnoliopsida; Solanales; Solanaceae
Product: cyclin-D4-1-like
Exons: 6
Coding region: 323-1396 (357 amino acids)
Biological process (GO): mitotic cell cycle phase transition; regulation of cyclin-dependent protein serine/threonine kinase activity
Cellular component (GO): nucleus; cytoplasm; cyclin-dependent protein kinase holoenzyme complex
Molecular function (GO): cyclin-dependent protein serine/threonine kinase regulator activity
Source: RefSeq, a predicted model, not a curated record